Molecule: messenger RNA, 690 nt
Organism: Closterium sp. Naga37s-1
Lineage: Eukaryota; Viridiplantae; Streptophyta; Zygnematophyceae; Desmidiales; Closteriaceae
Source: the annotation of a GenBank genome assembly
AUGGCACACACCGCGCUUCUGCCGCCCGCCGCUCUCGUGCCCACUAUCGCACCAUGCCUGCACGUCGCCUCGCUGCGCGGCAGGCCAGCGGCAUCCCUCCCUGCACUCGCUCACCCUGCCGGGGCCUUCACGGGGCUGCACGCCCCGGCGGCAGUAGCAGCAGCGCGCCGAGCGGUGAGGGCGGCAGCAGCAUCGCAGGAAGAGAACGGGUCGCUGCGGACGCAGCCAGGCCAGGAGCAGGGAGGGGAGGAGGGGGGCGAGGCGGAGGAGGCGGACCCCGUGUUGGAGGAGGCGAGGCGGCGCAGGGCGGAGUGGCAGGCGCCGGCGCCGACGCGCGUGGAGGCGAUCCUGGACGUGCUGUUUGUGUUCGGCGGGCUGCUGGACCGCCCGUUCGGGUCGGGGCAGAGCAUCGCGGCUGCGGGGCGCGUGGUGCUGGCGCGCGUAGAAAAAGAGGUGCAGGCGCUCAGGCAGGAAGGCGAGGGGGGCGGGGGCGCCGCCGCCGCCGCUGCUGCUGCUGCUGUGCGCACUGGCGCGGCGGCUGUUCCGCGGAGUGGGAUGGAGGGUGUGGCGGUGGAGGGAGCAGCAGCAGGGGGGGGUGGUGAAGGCGGGAAGGGGGCGGCGGUGAACCGGCAGCAGGUGUUGUUUGAGUUGACGCGGGUGGUGCAGCUGCUGGGCGUGGACAUGCAGAUG